GCGGGCGACUGAGCAGACUGAGCCCGGUGGUAACGUUAUGGAUGAACGGACCCCGAUCGAAGCAGCGCGCCGCUUGCCCCAAAUGGCGGAGUGAGUGAGGAUGCGACUCCCCAGUUCCAUCUUUGUGUCGGUGUCUCUGUUCACGGCCGAGACCACGGCAGCGCUCUACCUCAGCUCCACGUACCGCUCCGCCGGAGACCAAAUCUGGCAGGGGCUCACGCUCCUCUUCACGCUCGUGCCGUCCGUGCUCGUGCAGCUGACCCUCACCUUCAUCCACCGGGACCUCAGCAGGGACAGACCGCUCGUUCUGCUGCUGCACAUCCUGCAGCUCGGACCCAUCGUCAGGUGUCUGGAGGCAUUUUGUAUCUAUGGCAGUGUGGGCCAAGUGGAGGAGCCUUAUGUCAGCAUCACCAGGAAGAAGCAGAUGCCCCGCGGGGGUCAGUCUGAGGAGGUGGAGCGGCAGGUGGGGCAGGCGGAGGGGAAACUGUUUACGCACCGGGCAGCCUUUGCCCGCACCUCUGUCAUUCAGGCCUUCCUGGGAUCGGCCCCCCAGCUCACCCUGCAGCUCUACAUCUGCGUCCUGCAGCAGGGGGUGUCCAUCGGCAGAGGCACACUGAUGGUGAUCUCCCUCCUGUCCAUUGUGUAUGGAGCACUGCGCUGCAAUAUCCUGGCCAUCAAGAUUAAAUAUGACGACUAUGAAGUGGACGUCCGGCCCAUGGCUUAUCUGUGCAUAUUCCUGUGGAGGAGCUUUGAGAUUGCCACCCGUGUGGUGGUCCUGGUUCUGUUCAGCUCCGUGCUGCAGCUCUGGGUCCUGCCUGUGGUUCUGCUGAACUUCCUAGUUUUCUUCCUCUACCCCUGGAUCCUGUUCUGGCAGAGCCACUCCCCGUUCCCUGAGAAUAUAGAAAAAACUCUGACUAGGGUGGGAACCACCAUUGUGCUUUGCAUGCUCACCUUCCUCUACGCCGGCAUCAACAUGUUCUGCUGGUCGGCCGUGCAGGUCAAACUCAAUGACCCGGACCUGAUCAAUAAGUCCCAGAACUGGUAUCGCAUGGCCGUGUACUACAUGUUGCGUUUUGUGGAGAAUGCCUCGCUGCUUCUGCUGUGGUACAUCUAUAAAACUGACUUCUACGACUUCAUCUGCGCGCCGCUGCUGGUGCUGGAGCUGCUGGUAGCCUACGCCAUCGCCAUCUUCUUCAUGCUGGUCUUCUACCAGUUCUGUCAUCCCUGUCGGAGGCUUUUCUCCUCCAGCAUGUCCCAGGGCCUUUGGGAUUGCUCCUCUCUUCUCUGUCUGAUGUGCAACUCUGCGUCGCCGCAGAACAGGCCGAUAGGAAAGGCCAUCCUGGAGCCACCGAGCCCCUCCACACACAAGGAGGUAGCUAAUGACACAGCCCAUGACACAGCCAGUGACACCACAGACGACAUUGUUAACGACACGACGUACGACAUGCUCAACGACACAAUGUAUGACAUUCCUAAUGAAAUGGGCAAUAAUAUAGGAGGUGGAAUCAAUGGCGACAUUGGCCACAGUGUGUCCUGCAAUGCUUAAAGUAUCAGUUGUUUGACGUGCCAUUCAGAGGAUCGGCUCUGAAAGUCAUCAAACCUUCUGUAACCUUUUAAGUGCCACAUGAAUCCGUCUGUGAGUUUAGUUUCCAUUUUAAAUCCUUUGAUCUUAACCUCACACAAUAUAACCCUCCCAACUCUGUUUUCUACCAUAGUCUGUUACUCGGACAUGAAGCAAAUGUGUCCUUAACCUGAGAUCUAUCCUGGCUGCAAACAUGCAUAGUGUCCACUUUGUGUUCACCAGUGUGGAGAAACACUGCGAAGGUGGUGCUCACCCAUCUCACCAGCUAAAACCCUAACCUGUCGUCCUGCAGCCUUUAAUACAAAUAAAGACCCAUGCCAUGGACAGCGCCAUUGCUUAUUUAGGUUUGAAGACUGUAUCCACUUAUAUGCUGCAUUACUGAUCACAAGGAGCCAUGCAUUUGAACUGAUUGUAUUUAAUAUCUGUGUUUGGCAUGGAAGUGUGCAUGUCUGGAGCCUUCGAUGAGGUCUAACUAUUAUUCCCCUUGGGGGGGUGUGUUUUGUACAGAUUUUUUUUUUUUUUCCUGAACCUCCUGCUAGUUCUACGGCUGCAAGCAAUCAGCAUUUUUUACUCCUUGAUAAGAGCUUUAUCAUCAACACGCGCUGCUUCUGUGAUGUAUUUGUGCUUGUCUAUGUGACGUGAAUCUCCACACACUGUUAAAGAGCCUGGUGGAUCACCAAACACGUUACUUCAAGGCACGCACCUCCCAGAGUGUAAUAUUUUUGCACGUUUACAAAAUGGAAUUAAGUGGCUUUGGUUCAACCACCGAGCAGCAACAGCUGUUGUGAUGUUAAAUGCUUUUGUUUUGGAUGUAUUUGCAUUUUUCUACUUCACGCUUGUUACGUCUCUCAGCUCUGCGUCUGUAUGUCUCAUCAGUUAGAAUAUUUACACCAAGUGCACACAAAUUGAUAUCUAAUUAAGAAAUGUUUGGAAUUGUAAAAAGUAUUUUUGAUUUUUUUUCCAACCUUUAACGUUUAAUGGUGGUGUGAGAGGGGAUGUCAGUGUUUGUUUUUGCACUAACUCCUUUUUGCAAUGCAUCCACAGAGGGAUGAAAGCCUCCGGAAUCACAUGAAUGCUCCUAAUUUUUGUACAAAUAAGACAACCAACCUUUGAAGCCAAAAAAAAUAUGAAAACCUAUGGUACACAUCAAACAUUCUCAUACAUGACAAGAUAAACGGCAUUUAAAAGAUUAAAUCCUACUUAAAAAAUUAAAAUAAAUUUAUAUUUAUA
Molecule: messenger RNA, 2812 nt
Organism: Xiphias gladius (swordfish)
Lineage: Eukaryota; Metazoa; Chordata; Actinopteri; Istiophoriformes; Xiphiidae
Gene: xk
Product: X-linked Kx blood group (McLeod syndrome)
Exons: 3
Coding region: 101-1546 (481 amino acids)
Cellular component (GO): membrane
Source: RefSeq, a predicted model, not a curated record